Molecule: messenger RNA, 993 nt
Organism: Brienomyrus brachyistius
Lineage: Eukaryota; Metazoa; Chordata; Actinopteri; Osteoglossiformes; Mormyridae
Product: histone-lysine N-methyltransferase set-1-like
Exons: 7
Coding region: 244-966 (240 amino acids)
Molecular function (GO): protein binding
Source: RefSeq, a predicted model, not a curated record
CUUCAUUCAGCAUCGCGCCCUCUGUAGGCUGGAGCCGGAGAAACACCAGAAUAACACUUGCGUUAAGAUUUACGGCUGCUGAUUGGCUAGUUCUGGACUAGCCAUCUAAGGUUGUGAUUGGCUGAGAGGUAUGUCAUUCACUGCGAAUCCUCGUUUCUAUCGGUGGACUUCAGCAGGAGACUAAGAGGACACUACAAUAUCCUGUAAUAUCCAAGUCGUGGAACAGACUGUAAUCAGGAGGAGAUGGCUUCUUCGAAGUUGAGAAGUAGAAAACUUUCUCCAAAACAAGAGGCUGCAUAUUUUAUAUCUGCAUGUAAAGACAAAGAUGGACUUUAUGUGAAAUAUAUAAAUUCAUAUAAAGGCCGUGGGGUAUACAGCAGAUUCCAUUUUGAGAGGGGAGAUUUUCUUCUGGAAUACAGAGGGCAACUCAUCAGCAGGCAUGAAUGUGAAAGUAGACAGAAAAUAUAUCAUGAUGCCCUCAAAGUGUUCAUGUUUGAAUUUUAUUUCAAUGGAAAAUUGUUUUGCAUUGAUGCUGCCCGAGACGAUGGCUCCCUUGGGAGACUGGUGAAUGAUGACCAUGUUAGCCCAAACAGCAAAAUGAAAAAAAUCACCAUAUCAGGAAAGCCCCAUCUAUGUUUAUUCGCAACCAGAAGCAUUAGUCCUGGAGAAGAAAUUACAUAUAACUACGGUGACUCUGACUGGCCAUGGAGAUGCAAGGUGGCUACUGAAAAAGACCAACUGCACCCAAAAGAGCAGAGCACAUCAAGUGAGAACAUAACCGAUGUGGGAAUGACUACGAAUGUCCAGUUGUUGCCAGAAGGACAGCAUGCAGAUGUCCUAAGAGAAGAGACAGAAGAGGCUGUUUCUGAGGGAGACCCCUGUGCCAAUACUCUGAUGGAUAACUCAUCACUUAGCAAAGAAAUGGAACAGGUAAUUUGCAUUAUGUGCGAUGCAUUAGGAGCUUAGAUAUUAGAAAUGCAGUUCUGUCAAUGA